Molecule: messenger RNA, 384 nt
Organism: Lactuca saligna
Lineage: Eukaryota; Viridiplantae; Streptophyta; Magnoliopsida; Asterales; Asteraceae
Source: the annotation of a GenBank genome assembly
AUGUUUUCGUAUUCCAGCCAUGGGUUUCUGUUGCUUGUGUCCCUAGGUUUAUUGUCACUUGCAUCAAUUGGUUACCUGGCUCUUGCUACCAUUGGUACUCGGUGCAACCCUACCAUUAGUUCAAUGGCUCUUCCUGCGGUUGGUAUUCGGUCCCUUGCGUCCAUUGGUUAUGUGGCUCAUGCUGCCAUUGAUGUUCAAUCUGUUGUGUCCAUUGGUUGUCUGGCUAUUGCUGCCAUUGAUGUUCGGUCUGUUGUGUCCAUUGGUUUCCUAGCUUGCAUCGGUUCUUUUUUUGUUGCUUUUGUCCCACUUCCUGACGCCCCAAUAUGUUUUUUACUUUUACUUUGGUUAUUUGGAAUGAUUUUCUUACACGUCUUUGCAUUAUGA